Molecule: messenger RNA, 1333 nt
Organism: Bactrocera latifrons
Lineage: Eukaryota; Metazoa; Arthropoda; Insecta; Diptera; Tephritidae
Exons: 4
Coding region: 11-1291 (426 amino acids)
Source: RefSeq, a predicted model, not a curated record
UUGGGAACAGAUGCCGGAUGAAAUGAGUGAGAAAGUCGCUGACAUUUUAAGCGCCAAAGAAUGUGAAAAAGUUGUUAGAAAUGCGCUGAAAUUAAGCCCAGAAGAGAGUACAAAAAUUGUCAACUAUGCACUUGAGAAGGGAUCGAACGAGCUCGUGGGUUUUAUGGGUGAAUAUUUCAAGUUGCGAGUGCAAAUAGCAGACGAGCAAUCACCACAAGGUAUACGAGAGCUUUGUUGUUUUGUAAAAUCGGUGCCCGUUUCAAAUGAAUUGCAACGUGCUGAGUGUGAGCGCAAGAAUUUUUUUCGCAAAGAGAUCUGUGCCUACACAGCGAUCUUGCCGAACAUACAAAAGUAUGCCACCACAAAACUGUCUGCUGAAUGCUACUAUACGAGGGGUGAUUUGUUGGUGCUUGAGGAUCUCUUCGCUGCCCAUCUAGGCUAUCGGCAUCUGGCCAGCGAUGAGCCAUAUACGAACAGGCAUAUCAAGCUAUUUCUCACGCACUUGGCACAGCUGCAUGCCGGCAGCAUUGCAUGGGAGGAAAAGGAAGGCGUCAAUAUUGGCAAGCAAUUCGGGGAUUCUCUAUUUGARCUGRUGUUAAUUGCAGAAAAUGAGUGGUACGUCACCGGCGCAAAGGGAAUAAUUUUCCUUGCGAAAAAUUACGGAAAAUUUCAAACACCAGAGAAACAAUCCCUCAUCAAUGACAAGCUUUUUGCGCUGCUUAUGGACAUGCAAAAGUAUACGGAACCCUCAAUCACUUCUCGUAAUGUUUACUUACAUCGUGACUCAUGGGAUCGCAACAUAUUUUUCAAGUUCAACACAAAGCAUGAACCAACUGCUUGCUGUAUUGUCGACUUUCAACAAAGCCGAUAUGCACAGCCUGGCUUAGACCUACUAUUCUUUUUGUAUGGCCAAACCACAGCGAGCGAAAGAAAGCUGCAUAUGAAUGAGUACAUCGAGCAUUAUUUUUCCGCGUUGCAAGCGCGCUUCACAGAGUUGGAUUUGCCGGCUGAUAUUAUUACUAAGGCAGAGCUGCUGGAAGAUAUACGUCGUGCUCAUUUGCCCGYACUCGUUAAUAUGGCCAUUACUAAGCCGCUGACAAUGAUGCCAGACGGUUUGUCUAAUAAGUGGCGUGCAGAAGAGCAAGAAAAGUUCGACUACUAUAUGAAUACGAAACGUGAUGAGUUUUUUCGACGUAUCAUGGAAAUGGAUCCCACCUACCAGUCGAAGAUUAUGUGGCCCAUUGAAGAACUCAUCGAACAUUUAAUACAAAAUCCAGAUUUGUGUCAAUAAUUUUUUAAUUUUUAUUAAAUUUAUGAUAUUACAUAUAUUCUU